Olea europaea var. sylvestris is the source of this 2728-nucleotide messenger RNA. Its product is annotated as BEL1-like homeodomain protein 1. Gene Ontology annotation, molecular function: RNA polymerase II cis-regulatory region sequence-specific DNA binding; DNA-binding transcription factor activity, RNA polymerase II-specific. The record is from RefSeq and is a predicted model, not a curated record. Bases 260 to 2377 code for a protein of 705 amino acids. Lineage: Eukaryota; Viridiplantae; Streptophyta; Magnoliopsida; Lamiales; Oleaceae. Gene Ontology annotation, biological process: regulation of transcription by RNA polymerase II. The transcript has 5 exons.
AAUAUUUAGUGAGAAGUGAACGUUUCCUCGUUUUUCAGCUGUUUCUAUGUAUUGAUCUUCUGACACACAUACACACAGAGAUCCAUCCACAUCUUUCUCUCACUAAAACAUUCUUGUAUCUCUCUCUAAAAAAAAUAAUUCCUUAUAGCUCAUAGCAGGAUCAGUCCUGGCCGCAUCAAAUGAUUUAGAAAGGAGGGUCAUAUCACUCAAGUAUUCAUUCCCUUAUUUGACCUUUUCACAGAUAUAAUUUGGAAGAUUGAUGGCGACGUAUUUUCAUGGAAAUUCGGAAAUUCAAGGAGGUGGUGAUGGUUUACAGACACUGAUUUUGAUGAAUCCUGGCUAUGUUGGAUACUCUGACAAUCAACAGCCACAGCCGCCGGGUAGCAACUUCGUUUUUCUCAACCCCAGCACCGCCGGAAACUCACUCAGUUUACCCCACCAGCCGCCGCCUCAAACUCAACACUUUGUCGGUAUUCCUCUCCAGGCCGCCCCGUCUACCACUGCUGCCACAUCCCAAGACCCUCAAGCUCCGCCUGUUCAUUCUCAGCACGAUGUAUCUGCCCUUCAGGGGUUCCUCCCUCGUGUCCCUUACAAUUUGUAUACUCAGUCGAUGGACCGUACGGCUGCACGUGAAGUUACACGCGCUCAGCAAGGACUUUCUUUGAGCCUCUCUUCCCAGCAGCCAUCCGUCUAUGGAUCUUUUAGGCCUGAACGUGAGGUAAUAUCGCAACCCCUUGUGACCACCGUAUCCCCGCCACAUGCUGGUGGCGAUGAUGUAAGAAUUUCGGGAGGGUCGCCGUCCUCGGCCUCGGCUUCAGGGAUUUCCAACGGUGUGAACAGUGUGCAAAGUGUGCUGUUAAGUUCUAAGUAUUUGAAGGCAGCACAGGAAAUUCUUGAUGAAGUUGUUAGUGUUGGUAAGGUAGUUAUAAAGAGUGCAUCUGAAUCUGCCAAAAACCCUAUGGGACAAGCCAAGAAUAUUGGAGAACCGCCGCCGCCGACCGGAGAUGGACAAAGUGGAGGAGACACCAGUGCAAAACGUGACGCUGAGCUCACUACAGCAGAAAGACAAGAAAUUCAGAUGAAAAAAGCAAAGCUUCUCAACAUGCUUGAUGAGGUUGAGCAGAGAUACAGACAGUACUACCGCCAGAUGCAGAUAGUAAUCACAUGGUUUGAGCAAGCAGCAGGAGCUGGUUCUGCAAAGACAUACACUGCUCUGGCUUUGCAGACAAUCUCGAAGCAAUUCCGGUGCCUAAAAGACGCUAUUAUAGGCCAAAUUCGAGCUGCCAGCAGGAGUUUGGGUGAAGACGAUGGUUUGAUUGGGAAGAUUGAGGGUUCAAGACUCAAAUACGUCGAUAAUCAGCUUCGACAACAGAGAGCCUUACAGCAAUUGGGCAUGAUCCAGCAUAAUGCUUGGAGACCUCAGAGAGGAUUGCCUGAACGCUCUGUUUCUGUCCUUCGUGCUUGGCUCUUUGAACACUUCCUCCACCCUUAUCCCAAGGAUUCAGACAAGAUCAUGCUUGCAAAACAAACAGGGCUAACUAGGAGUCAGGUGUCAAAUUGGUUCAUCAAUGCUCGUGUUCGACUCUGGAAGCCGAUGGUCGAAGAAAUGUACGUGGAGGAAUUUAAGGAACAAGAGAAAAAAGGAGCAGCAGAAAUGACUAGCAAAAGUGAGCAAAAUGAAGAUUCAGCAUCAAAAUCCCCUGCUCCACAAGAAAAUGGGCCAACAAAAGAAAGCCUAAACAAGAAUUUCGUCGAAAAACAAGAGAACCCCAUGAACCAGAACACAAAUUCGGCAAUAUUAAUGUCCACAACCUCGACUUCUCCAACCGAAUCCAGUAUCAGGAAUCAUUCAGGUUUCAACCUGAUUGGAACAUCAGAAAUGGAGAGUAUCACUCAAGGAAGUCCAAAGAAACUGCGAAGCAACAUAGGAAUGUUACAUUCGCCAAGCAGCAUCCCGUCCAUAAAUAUGGAUUUGAAGCCUACUGACACGAACAACGAGCAAAUUUCCAUGAGAUUCAUCAAUGAGAGGCAGAGCAGGGAUGAGUUUACACUAAUGGGGGCUCCAACUAACUUCAUCUCUGGUUUUGGUUCAUACCCAAUCGAGGACAUUGGAAGGUACGGUGCCGAGCACUUCCAAUCACCGUAUUCAAGCAAUGGCGUCUCUCUCACUCUCGGCCUCCCACAUGGCGAAAAUCUCUCCAUGUCAGGCACGCAUCAGGCCUUUCUUCCGAACCAAAGCGUUCAGCUCGGUGAAGCAGAUGAGUUUGGUGGAAUGAACACCCCAACGUCCCCUCAUCAAUCCAAUGUGUACGACAACAUCAACAUUCAGAACCGGAAGAGGUUCGCCGCACAGUUGUUGCCAGACUUUGUCGCUUGAUCACUAGUCGAGUAGAGCAACAUCGAAAAUGGCAUUUGUAACGGGUAUAUAGUGUCAUUAAAAGUUACUAUAACGAUCAUAUCGACUGGACCCUGUUUGAGAUGUUGCCAAGGUAUUUAAGGUCUUCUUCUCCUCCUAUUCCUUAAUCACUAGGAAGAAAGGGAUAGCCUUAUAGUGAAGAGAAAACUUUUACAUAUUAUAGGCGUAUACAUUUCUCUAGAAAUAGGGUUUUAGAAAUGUGAUUGGGGAUUGUAUAUUAAUUUUGUUGCUUCGGAUAAAUAGAUGAUUGUAAUAAUGAAUGUGGGGUACUAGUUAUUUUGGGUGGUAUAGAAGAAUAAUAUUGAUUUUAAA